This is a messenger RNA of Anopheles maculipalpis, 592 nucleotides long. RefSeq names its product zinc finger HIT domain-containing protein 3. The transcript is spliced from 3 exons. The coding region runs from base 1 to 459 and encodes 152 amino acids. Gene Ontology annotation, cellular component: pre-snoRNP complex; nucleus. Gene Ontology annotation, biological process: snoRNA localization; box C/D snoRNP assembly; maturation of LSU-rRNA from tricistronic rRNA transcript (SSU-rRNA, 5.8S rRNA, LSU-rRNA). Gene Ontology annotation, molecular function: protein binding. The record is from RefSeq and is a predicted model, not a curated record. NCBI's taxonomy places the organism in Eukaryota, Metazoa, Arthropoda, Insecta, Diptera, Culicidae.
AUGUUGGGAGCAUGUGAAAUUUGUAACGAAAAAGAACGAAAAUAUAGAUGUAAAACGUGCUUUUUACAUUACUGUUCAGUGGUGUGUUACAAAAAGCACCAAGAGCAACCGUGUGAACCACCACCAGCAGCAUUAGGAACUGAAGCAACAGUUCAGGAAGGCCGUGUUCCAAAGAAAAUCAUUCUGUUCAGUACAAUAGAUACCGUUCCGGUGGAAAAGCUAGAGCUGCUUGGUCAAAGUGAGCAUCUGAAGAAUAUGCUUUACAAUCCACAUUUAAGGCAGCUGCUGACGGAGAUUGAUAGUGCUAGGGAUGGAAUGAAUGCCGUGAAGGUCGCCAUGAUGGAACCGCUCUUUGUGGAGUUUGCUGAUGAAUGUCUUCGACUAGUUGAACCAGAGGAAGACGCGUCCCAAGAUAAUCUGAACGAGCUAGUCUUUACGAACCGGCAACAUCGGAGGUAGUGCCCAAGGAGAUGCAAAAAUGUGAUAUUGUCCGAACAAAAUUUGACGAUUUUCUUUGUAUUAUCAGUCCAGAAUUAAUUACAUUUCAACACUUAUAUGAUAGAUAAAGAACAAACAAAAAGAUUGUCGAAUA